AUGCGUCUCUGGCCGAAAGAGAAAACGAGCAAAAAAACCAAAGAUGACUCUCCGAAGACGCAAAAACCAGCCAAGCCCCUGGCUUCUGCUGCCAUCCCGCAGCUGACUGACGCGGAGAGGAGAGCGCAGUCUCCGUUUGAGAGGAUCGUCUAUGACAUGACCCACAACGAGAAGAUCGUCAAUGACCUUGUGCUCGGUCGAAGGAUCGGCUUUUACGAGCUGCGUGGAGAAAUCGGGCAAGGCAACUUCUCUACAGUCAGGCUGGGCAUCCAUGCCCUGACGAAAGAGAGAGUAGCUGUUAAAAUCAUGGACAAGCUGCAUCUGGAUAAGAAGAAACAGCCUCUGACUUCCUCAGAGAUCAGCUGCAUGGAGAAGCUGUGCCACCCCAACAUCGUGCGCCUUUAUGAGGUGAUGGAGACGAGCCGGAAGCUGUAUCUGGUCAUGGAGUACGGCAGCGGUGGAGACUUGUUCUCUCGAAUCACCACGAGGGGGAAGCUUAACGACCUGGAAGCCAAGCUGGUCUUCGCACAAAUCAUCUCUGCUGUUAAGCACAUGCACGACCGCAACAUCAUCCACCGAGACCUGAAACCGGAGAAUAUCUUCUACACCACCAGCUUUUGCAUCAAAGUUGGGGAUUUUGGUUUCAGCACAGAGAGCAGCCCUGCUGAGCUUCUCACCACCUUCUGUGGCUCUCCGCCCUACGCUGCUCCUGAACUUUUUAAGGAAAAGGGAUACGUCGGACGUUACUCAGACAUUUGGGCUUUAGGUAUUCUCUUGUACUUCAUGACAACAGCAACUUUACCCUUUUAUGGGGAAAAUCUGGGCAGGCUGAAGCGCUGCAUCCUCCAGGGGGCUUACCGUAUCCCCUCUUAUGUGCCAGAUCCGUGCCAGCUGGUGAUCAAAGGCAUGCUGCGGAUUGUGCCUGCUGAUCGCUCCUCUUUAACGCAGAUUUCAGACAGUGCUUGGCUGAAGGGGAUUGAGUUCCCUCGUCCCUAUACGCCGUUGCCACUGUCUCCUGCUCACUUUGCACAGACAAAUCAGACUCUGUGCGUGGAAGAGCAAGAGGUAAAGAGUUUGCUGUCGGAUCUCGGGGUCGUGGCGCUUCAUUUCCAGAAUAACCCCUGCUUGGACUGCAGGAAUCCACUGACAGGGGCCUAUCGCAUCCUCCUCCAUCGAGUCCAGAAGAGGAGGUCGGUCGAGGCUGUGGGUUACUCUGUGCUCAAACCAGAUGAGUACGAGAGUCCGAGCAAGUGGUCUGCAGCAGCAGUUGACAAACACAAUCCUUCCACUGUAUGUGCAAUACUAUAACGACAAAGAGCUGCACCCGACUCCUUCAUUUGUGGCACCAAAGCGACUUUAUCACAUGU
Neolamprologus brichardi is the source of this 1367-nucleotide messenger RNA. Its product is annotated as serine/threonine-protein kinase NIM1. Lineage: Eukaryota; Metazoa; Chordata; Actinopteri; Cichliformes; Cichlidae. Gene Ontology annotation, molecular function: tau-protein kinase activity; ATP binding. Gene Ontology annotation, cellular component: cytoplasm. The record is from RefSeq and is a predicted model, not a curated record. Gene Ontology annotation, biological process: intracellular signal transduction; microtubule cytoskeleton organization; protein phosphorylation.